UACGAUGUAGUUGGUCAGUUGUCUUCCGGAGCCACGAUUUGGAGUCUUUGAGUUUGAGUUUGGUACCAGUACAGUGGCAGUUGCAGUGCUAGGUGAGAGAGUGUCGUGCAUGCACACGCCAAAAAGACGUGUCGUUCCCUGCUAGCUGCAGCCUUCUAGAUCAGUUUCCGGCCAGGGAGGAUUGCAGUGCCGACGACAUCACUCUCUCCCGUGCUGGCGUAAAGACCUUGGCUAGUUGCUUGUCAUCGACGCACCUGUGCAUGUGGAUCGAGGAAGCGCGCGCGAUAAAGUGAAAAAAACUAUAUCCUAGCCAUCUCCCGUCCCGUGCACGCCAUCCGUUUGUGCGGGAGUACGAGCGUGUUCGUGUGGCUGCUAGCCUUCAUACUAUCACCACCGGCACCAGUUCACACCGACGACCCGAAUACCCGUGUUAGCCUGGCAGUGAUGCUCCGGACGCACGAAAGCGUUAUGCUGAAGAAAUAGGUUAGUGCACAAGACACGGAGGCCACAGUAUCGAGAUCCCUGAAAUGGAUCAAGGUGAUCUAAAUGAGCAGAGUGGAAAGAAGGGUGCUGCACACACCAGUAAACUAUACCCGCAAGAGAGUUGUCCUGGUCCCGAGAAAGGUAUGGAGCCAUUAGCCCGUCACGGUCCUCGCCGGCAGACAGCACCCACGGACAGGGAUCUGUUCGUCGUCAAAGAAAUGCAACGUCGGAUCAGCGCUUUACGGCUGAAGGCGAUAGGCUCACUGCGCGGUUCCAGUUAUCGCCUACGAUCAUUGCCUACACCCACCAGCAAUGCACCUAGCACACCAUCUACUCCGUGCAGCAGCAGCACCAGGCCCCACAGCAGCCACCAUCAUAAUGGCAGCACUUCAGCUGUAGAAGAGAGGGUACGUAGCCUCUUGGAUGCUGCCAAGCGCUGGGCCACUGCGCGUACCAACUCAGUUGAGUUGGCCGUCGCUUGGGCGUCAGAAGACGAACUGGACGCGGAGGAUGAUUCUUUUUCCAUGGGUCCCACAUCAGCCGGUACAUCGUCAUUCGUCGAUUCGCGUGGAGUACGCAUGGUUCGUAGGCAACCCCAGCUACCUGGUGUUGAACACUGGGGCGACAUAUUGAAUUCGGUAGCUCCGGCCACUGGCAGAAAUGAGGCGCCCUUAGCUUCCAUACGGCUCGCUGCCUCUGGAAAGGGCCAGCGCAGCGUCGGCAGUCCGAACAGAAGCGCAGCAAGUACAAAUGCGACGGCUGCCUGUAGCGCAGAAUCUCCUCUGGCAGUAGCAGCAACAGCUACCAGUACCAAUAGUAAUCUGGCUCCAAUCGACACUACCGACGGUGCGGCAGUCGGCACGGUGGAGGUCGAGCCGAGAGAAUCUGUGGGUGCUGCUACUGCCGACUCGGCAGUAAGCAGUGAUCACUUGAAGCCCUGGAGAAACGCAACCACCGCCAGACGCCCGACCGACAUCGACAGCGGCAGCAGUAGUGAUGAAGAAAGUCCGGAGGAUCGAAAGAAGAGAAAAGCCCGGCACGGUUGGGAUAUUAUUCGAAAGACAGUAUACGCGAUCAGCCCUUUUCUUAGGAUAUACCGGUCCAAGGUGGGCUGGGUGCAGAUUGCCGGCCAUUGUGGGAGCUUCCUUCCUGGUGAUGUAAAUGGCACGAUAUUGAAGAGAGAAACGCCCCGUGAGCUCAAGGCCUUUCAGCAGCUGCAGGACGAUUCCCUGGCAAAAUUUGUUCCCACAUUUUACCAGUCGGUCGCCGUGGAAGGAUCUGGUACAUAUCUGCGAAUGCAAGACCUACUGGCAGACAUGCAGGCCCCGAUAGUUAUGGACGUAAAGAUGGGAACCAGAACUUACUUGGAAGAUGAAAUAAAGCCCGGUGAGAAACCAUCGUAUAGAUCGGAUCUGUACAAGAAGAUGAUUUCCGUUGACGCUAGUGCACCGACUGAAGAGGAAAAGGAACGCAAAGGAAUCACCAAAGCAAGAUACAUGCAGUUUAGAGAACAGAUGAGCUCAUCUGCAACACUUGGAUUCAGAAUAGAUGGAAUAAAGCUUCAAACCGGCCUGCCGAUGCGGGAUUUCAAGAGCGUCCGCGAGGAGUGUGAUGUGGAAAACCGAUUCCUUCAGUACCUGCAUGGCAAUACGAAGUUAUGGGCAAACUGUUUACAUGAGCUGACUGCUUUCAGAUUGGCGUGUAGUGAUUCAAACUUUCUGAAGAACCACGAGGUCAUCGGCAGCUCGCUGUUGUUUGUCGGUGAGCCAGAGACCGGCAAUGCCGGAGUGUGGAUGAUCGACUUUGGCAAGACGUGCGAACUGCACGAGGAAAUCGGUGUGGAUCACUUCAGCCAAUGGGAGGUGGGUAACCAUGAGGAUGGUUACCUGCACGGCCUGGACAACCUAAUACGCAUCUGGAUUGGUCUACAUGACCGGGUAGUGGAAACUGCUUUUGAAGAGGCACUGAGUAAAGGCGCUCAAACCACGACUACUCUAACGAAUGGAGUAGCUCCGGAGGGUGAAUGCCUGAAGAGUGAACGCCCGCAGGAUCAAAGCCCGCAGGGUGAAAGCCCGCAGGGUGAAAGCCCGCAGCUAUCGACAGUACAGGAAGCACAGGAAACACCGCCGCCAGCGGCAGCUGCGACCGAGCCAAAUAGCCCCUCGCCGUGUACCUCCUCCGAGUCCUAAUCUUGUUGAGUAUGUGUGUGUGAUCUCCCGUGUUGCUGGCCACCUGUUAACAUGCAGCCACUGCUUGCCUGCUGACAUUGACUACUCAGCAGAGCAAUGCGGAAAGAAAAAUGUUCACGUUCUAGAAAUUUGCCCAGAACUUCUCCUGACCUGUGAUUACAGUGUAGGCUAGGUAGUGUCAUGCCACUGCUGCAGAAUCACUGCAGAGUAGAUGUGUGUAGCCGUUUUAGUCUCGAGCAACGUCCGCCGUUGUGUGUUUCCACCAGUCCUUCGUCCUGCAAACCUUCUUUUUCUCUGUCCUGCCAUCAGUACGUAUAUUCUCCCACUCUAUGACAAAGACACUUACUGAAAUUGACAGGACUGCAGACCUCGUUUCAGCGUUGAUGAAAAUUUACUCUACGUUUUCUCCAUCUGUGUGGGUAUGUGAAAGAAUUGUUAUAACUUAUUCUAGGACACAUCAAUGAGUUCUCUUCUGGAAGUUAUUUCCUUCCCUGGCUGGUGUACGCACGUAUAAUAUCACAAUGUCAUCAUUUUCCUCUCUUAGGUGAUCUCCGGUUUGUGGAAGUAUUGUCCUGAUCGCAAGACAUUUUUCUCCGUUAUCCUUGUACUUCUUUUGUACACGUGCAUGCUUUCUCGUCCAUAGUAUCGUGUCGCGUUGUCGGGUGCAGACCCAUCAGGCUGUAGGAUGUGUUUUUCGUAUCUUCACUGGCAAAUUAUCUCGUACUUAACUCUGGUAGCCUUAGCCUGGUGGCCAGCAAGGCCUGUCUCUCAACCUGGGACUAGUAUAGUGCGUUUGGCCUUGUAACUAUCAACCCUGCCCUGCCCAACGGUGCACUAUGUAUUGUCUAGUUGUUUGGCCUCUACUCUCUACUCUCUAGUAGCCGCUUCUUUAUUUCUUACCCGUCCCCUGGCGUUACUUUCUUUUUAAAGUUUUCAUCCUUUCUUCAUCGCGCUCUCCAAACCCUCUGCCAGGUUUCUGGUUUGCCGUGAACUUGAUUGUUGAGCUCGUGUCAUCGACCUGUUGAUUAUUGUUGCUAUUGUUAAUUUUGCGGCUGCGUCUCCCCGGACAGGCCGUUUAUGUUUUACACGCACCGUUUAUAUUAUUCAUGUGAGAUAUGUCCUAGAAACGAA
Sycon ciliatum is the source of this 3803-nucleotide messenger RNA. Its product is annotated as inositol-trisphosphate 3-kinase A-like. The record is from RefSeq and is a predicted model, not a curated record. The transcript is spliced from 9 exons. Bases 528 to 2672 code for a protein of 714 amino acids. Gene Ontology annotation, cellular component: nucleus; cytoplasm. NCBI's taxonomy places the organism in Eukaryota, Metazoa, Porifera, Calcarea, Leucosolenida, Sycettidae. Gene Ontology annotation, biological process: inositol phosphate biosynthetic process. Gene Ontology annotation, molecular function: inositol tetrakisphosphate kinase activity; inositol-1,4,5-trisphosphate 3-kinase activity.